Malassezia restricta is the source of this 1530-nucleotide messenger RNA. Its product is annotated as adrenodoxin-NADP+ reductase. Bases 1 to 1530 code for a protein of 509 amino acids. The record is from RefSeq and is a predicted model, not a curated record. Gene Ontology annotation, biological process: ubiquinone biosynthetic process. NCBI's taxonomy places the organism in Eukaryota, Fungi, Basidiomycota, Malasseziomycetes, Malasseziales, Malasseziaceae. The transcript has a single exon. Gene Ontology annotation, cellular component: mitochondrion.
AUGUUCAGCACGUCCGUCCGGCGCUUCGGUGCGUCCCUGACGACGAAUGCGCCGCCGAUGCGCGUCGCGAUCGUGGGAUCUGGACCUUCAGGCUUUUAUGCCGCUUCGAGGAUCCUGCAUUCGUUUGAUGCCCAAUGCGGAACGGGCGAAAAUGGCGUAGACAUCCACAUGUACGAGCGUCUGCCCACACCCUUUGGGCUCGUGCGAUACGGCGUGGCUCCAGACCACCCGGAGGUGCGCAAUGUCGAGAACAAGUUCGACGAGGUCGCACGCGAUCCCCGCUUCACGUUCCUGGGUAAUGUGCAAGUGACGGGCGGAGCCGAUGUGCUCCCCAGCGCCGCGGUCCCUAUCCCCCUUUCCUGCAUGGCACCCUACUACACACAUAUCCUUUUUGCGUAUGGCGCUUCGGAUGCACGGCAUCUACACCUUCCUGGAACGGGUCCUGAUGGACUACAGCAUAUACACACAGCGUUCGACUUUGUGCAGUGGUACAAUGGCCACCCUGACGCUCAUACGCCUGACGCGCCGUUUCCUCGCAUGAAGGGCCACGAUCUUCGACACGUCGCUGUGGUGGGAGCCGGCAACGUUGCGCUCGAUGUGGCGCGGAUUCUCUUGCGGCAGUGCAAGUCGGCUCCCAAAGACGAAACGCUGCAGUAUACCGAUGCACCCCAGCCUGUGCUAGAGCGCUUGCGUACUUGGGGCGUCGAAAGUGUCGACCUGUACGUGCGCCGCGGCGCAGCUCAACUGGCAUUCACAAACAAGGAGCUACGUGAGAUGCUCAACUUGCCACAUGCGCCGUGCCAGCCUUUGGAUCCUGCACACCUUCAGCAGGCACUGGCAGAAGUGGGUCACAGCGACAAUGUCUCUCACAAGCGAGCCAUGACGCGUCUUCUCACGCAGCUGGCUAAGGGCAGCAAGACACCAUACGCACCAGACCACACGCCACGCUGGGGCCUCCAGCUUCUUCGCUCGCCCAAAGCCUUUUACGGUGACAAGCGCGUGAGGCAGGCCGAAUGGGACGUGACAGAAGUGCGCGAUGGACGUGCUGUGACGACCGGUGCAACGGAAACGACGCCUGCUGAUCUCGUUCUGGCCAGCGUCGGAUACCGAUCACAGCCGCUUGCCGGCACGUUGCCGCCACCCGUGCCAUUCGACUCUCAGCGGCACAUUAUUCCCAAUGAGCGCCGACGUGUCAUUCGCGAUGGCCAGCCAGUGCCCGGCAUGUACGUUUCUGGUUGGCUUGCGACGGGGCCUGUGGGCAUCAUCGUGUCGACGAUGCUGGAUGCUUUCGGCGUCGCAGACGAAAUGCUGACAGACUGGCAUGCGCCGGACGGCAAGACACGCACACUGUGCGCGUCUGUCGGAGAAAAGGAGGCGCUGCGUGGCACACCGGAGGCUCUACGUGGCCAGCAGGUCGUGUCGUACGCCGACUGGCUGCGAAUCGAUGCCGCUGAGCGCGAGCGCGGUCAGGCACUCGGCAAGCCGCGUGAAAAGUUUGUACAUGUGCAAGAUAUGCUGCAAGUGCUAUGA